GAUGGUGCACGAAGCUGGGCAGCCGCCAAGCCGCCCUCGGAGCGGGGCCGGGAGGCCCGCCACCUGCCGUAGCUGCGCUUGCCGCCGCGGAGAAGUAGCCUCGGGCAGCGCCCCGCGUUUGAUCAAGGCUCCUUGAACUGAAGUUUGGAGAAUCACAUGAAUAUCUCAUGCUUACAGUGAAAUCAUGGCCACUAAUGAUAAAGUAGCCAUCUUAACUGACGAUGAAGAAGAGCAGAAGAGAAAAUAUGUGCUUGCCGAUCCCUUCAGUGGGAUUCCCAAGGAGCAAGACCCCCAAACCCAAAGUGAUACUCCUUCAACUGAAACCACCACUAUUCCAGACGAAGAGCUUGAUUGGCUUGAAAGACACUGUGUGAAAGUGAAUAAUGAUCUCUUGAUCUCAAAAGUCUUUUAUUUUUUCUUUUAUGCUGCUUAUGGUUCCUUGUACCCAUUGCUCCCCGUAUACUACAAACAGCUAGGCAUGACUCCCAGCCAGAGCGGACUCCUAGUAGGGAUUAGAUACUUCAUUGAAUUUUGCAGUGCUCCAUUUUGGGGAGUGGUAGCAGAUCGCUUUAAAAAGGGGAAAGUUGUUCUUCUCUUCUCCCUAUUAUGCUGGGUGAUGUUUAACUUGGGAAUUGGAUUUGUUAAACCAGCAACCUUGAGGUGUACGCUAAAGAAGCCUAUCCCCGUUCCCCCUACCAAUGCCAGUCACUUUACCACAGCAUCCCCGCAAAAUAUCUCCAUUUCUUCUGUCAUUCCCACUCUGGGAAGUACGAUAACUAAGGGUCGAGGGAAGAGAGAUUUGCUGACUUACCACUUGCCAACUCUGAGCUCAGCUUUGUCCACCAAUUCUAAAACUACCUUUUCUCCAACUGUUCAAAAUGGAGCUAGGAAGCGUGCUUUAAAAGGAGAAGAGGGCGCAACUGUUGUCAGCACUCCAAAAGGUAUUGUGACUGCGGGUCUGUUGGGAAAUACCAGCCACACAACGGCAUCACCCACAGUCACCACAAAAUCAGCCCCCCCUGCCCAUUUUGCUCUUGUAUAUGAUCAUGAGGAGGUGGAAGCGAUCUUCUUGCUCAUCCUCCUUGUUGUGAUUGUGGGAGAAUUUUUCAGUGCCUCCUCAGUCACUAUAGUAGACACCGUGACUCUGCAGUAUCUUGGCAAACAUCGGGACCGUUAUGGACUACAACGAAUGUGGGGAUCUCUGGGCUGGGGACUGGCCAUGCUAUCGGUGGGCAUUGGCAUUGACUCUACCCGUAUUGAUGUGCUCAUUGAAGGCCAAGGCUGUAAGUCUCCAGACUACAAGAACUACAGGAUCGUUUUCAUAGUCUUUGGAGUCUUGAUGACGCUCUCUUUGAUUGUGGCCACCCAGUUCAGGUUCCGGUACAACCACUACAAGCAAGAGGAAACCCAAAGCACAGAGCCAGAGGAGUCCCACUUGGACAGAAACUCCUCCACAGAUUCCUCCCAUGACACUCAGAGUGAUACAAGCCAGUCCCAGACUUUUAAUUUUUGGGACUUGAUUAAGCUGCUCUGUAGUAUCCAGUAUGGGUCAGUGCUUUUUGUGGCAUGGUUUAUGGGUUUUGGAUAUGGCUUUGUGUUCACCUUCCUUUAUUGGCACCUGGAAGAUCUGAAUGGGACUACCACGCUCUUUGGAGUUUGCUCUGUUUUAAGUCACAUCUCUGAAUUGACGGCAUAUUUCUUCAGCCACAAGCUGAUUGAGCUGAUCGGUCAUAUCAGAGUCCUGUAUAUCGGUCUUGCCUGCAAUACAGCUCGUUAUAUUUACAUCUCCUAUCUAGAAAAUGCUUGGACUGUUCUGCCUAUGGAAGUCCUUCAAGGUGUAACCCAUGCAGCCAUCUGGGCAGCUUGCAUUUCCUAUCUAAGCGCUGCGGUGCCUCCGGAACUGAGGACGUCAGCUCAAGGGAUCUUGCAGGGUCUUCACCUUGGCCUGGGCAGAGGAUGUGGAGCAAUGAUUGGUGGAGUGUUGGUCAACUAUUUUGGAGCAGCCUCAACCUUCAGAGGGAUAGGAAUGGCUUUUCUUGUCAUCCUCUUGCUUUUUGCUUUGAUUCAAUGGAUUGCAGUUCAGGAUGAGAAAGAAGAAAAGACCAUGCUGGCCGAAAGGAUCCCAGUGCCUUCAAGUCCGGUGCCCAUUGCCACAAUUGAUGUGGUACAACAGACUGAAGAUAUCCUGCCUCGCCCGUUGCCCAAGCUUCCUGCCAAAAAGACCAAGCACCAAGAAGAGCAGGAAGAUGUACACAAGCCUGCUUGGGGUGUCAGUUCUUCACCCUGGGUUACUUUAGCCUAUGCUCUUUAUCAGAUAAAAGAGAUGGUUCAGCUCUCCAAAACCAACCAGGCACUUGAAAACCAGCCUUUGCAGAAUGCCAGCAGUAAUCAUGAUUCCAUACCAGAUAGUCCUCUGGAUCAAAGACCUGAUGGUUCAGGGGUAGAACCUUCAGUAACUACAGCUACUCUUGAAAACCACCCAAGUUUGGACUGCCCAGUUUCUUCGGAAAUCGAGGCUCAGUCUCCUGAGAGGAGGCAUGAAUAGAACUGUUCUUCAAUCCAGCUCACGGCACUGAAUUCUGCUGUUGGCAAUCAGAAGACAGAUGUGGGAGUUUGAGACCUCACUUCUCUUCCUCUUGGCAAUAGUAACCUGACACAGCCAAAGCUUUUAAAAUAUUUAAUGCCUUUUCUGUGACAAAACCUGAGGCCUGUUGCAGGAACGAUUUGGAAGGCUAAGCAAAAGCGCCCGGGUUAAUAACUAGCAAAGGAGCACGCUAUUUCAUCUGAAGUUGUUUCCCCAUUCCCCGCACCUGAAUGGAAGUGUUGUAAACAAACACAUUAUGAUUGUCUUCAUAAUUUUCUGGAUUGUAAUUAAUUUUCACAGACAAACCACCACCACCACCUCGCCAUUCAGUUCCAUUUCCUCUUGCUUAAUGCACUUGAACAUUUUAAUUCAAUAUUAGGGAAAGGGAAGACAAGAGCUCAUAGCAGUUUUUCUUAAGACAGUGAUUAUUUAUUAUGAGGUGCAGGCUUCCCUGGAGCAGUUCUGUAACCUACCGAAACUUAAGAGAAAAUACCAUAGUUAAAUACGGAAAUGAAGGAAGGAGCCACAUAGAAUUCUGUCUUUUGCAAAGACUUCUCAGAGGUGCUGAAGAACUUUUGGCUGGUAAAGUUCUACAUGAAACAUCUGCUGAAGCCUUCCUAACCAGACAAGCGGCAUUUUUAUGUUGCCAUGGCCAGGCCAGAGCGCAUUAGCAUUUUAGAAAGAACCAGUACAAGAAAAUGUGAUUGUCCAUAACCCUGCAAGAGCAGGAUAUGGGAUGAGAUGUGCGGUGGUGGUGUUUGAAGACCUGAACUGUGAUGGUACAGUUGGAAGAUACUAAUGAUUUUAUAUGGGAUGAAUUUGCUCUAAUCACCGAAGAGGGAUUGUCCUACAGAAGCAGUUUAUGUGGAUUUUUUUUUUUGGCCUCUCUGGUAUAUGUGAUAGGGAAACAUGACUCCUUCACCUCAGACAGAUCUGAGAAGUUCAUAUUUAUCUAUCACAAUAACAACAAAGGGUCAUGUAUGUCUAGCUUUAUUAGAUUUUUGGGAGUGUUGAUGCUGAUAUCACUUCCCUAACUGAGGCCUGCAGUCUGUUCUAAAAGCCGGUAAUGAGAGGAUGUUCAGCAGCAGGCAUAUACCGGUACAUCAGCUGCUUCUUGAAAAGUUUUCUUAGCCAGGCCAAUAUAGUUUAUUUUAUGAUAGAAUAUGUUUAUUUAAGGGGAAAGGGAAUAAAAUUUAUAGAGUGUAUUUAAAGUGCCUGUGGAUUGGGAAGGGGUACAAAUCCUAAUUAUUGUAUAGGAAAGGAAGACAUAGUUA
This is a messenger RNA of Thamnophis elegans (Western terrestrial garter snake), 3858 nucleotides long. It is a transcript of the gene MFSD6, whose product is annotated as major facilitator superfamily domain containing 6. Gene Ontology annotation, biological process: antigen processing and presentation of exogenous peptide antigen via MHC class I. NCBI's taxonomy places the organism in Eukaryota, Metazoa, Chordata, Lepidosauria, Squamata, Natricidae. The transcript is spliced from 7 exons. The coding region runs from base 185 to 2545 and encodes 786 amino acids. The record is from RefSeq and is a predicted model, not a curated record. Gene Ontology annotation, cellular component: plasma membrane.